Molecule: messenger RNA, 3097 nt
Organism: Amoebophrya sp. A120
Lineage: Eukaryota; Dinophyceae; Syndiniales; Amoebophryaceae
Source: the annotation of a GenBank genome assembly
AGGUCUCACAUAAGAGCUCGAGCAACACAGUAAAAUGACGUAAUAAUUGAUGUACUAGCAAGUGCCAAGCCUUGAUGUUUCACGUGCGCGCGCAUGAUUGAAAUAAUUAUCUGACGACAUGAAUUAUUAAUAUGAGACUUCGCUUUAUACUUUUUUCGAAGUGUAAAUGACCCGCUUUUACCUUUGCACGCUUUACUGGUGAUCUGUAUUUUGCUUUUUCGCACGACCUCCUGUGUCUAAACACGCGCUUCCUGGUGUAAACAAAGAAAAAUUGUAGUUGUGCGCAAAUUUUUCAAUUUUGAACUUGGGUUCCUCCUGUCGAGGGACGAAGCUAUGAUGGAAAAAGAUUCGUUGAUUAUGGCUGGCCCUUAUUUGCAGUGUCAUUGGCCGAUGCAUAUCUAGUUCCAAGAACAGGAACCGUGUGUCUUAUACAAACUUUUUUUUCCACCACGUCCACCUUGUUGUUGACUUCGACGCAGUAAAAAAGUGCACCUGAAAGUCAUGUCGGCACCUCCUCCCGCCCAACCGUCUGCCGACGACGUAGCGUCGGACAACGAUUCUGAUCGCAGUUACGAUUGGGACGCCGAAGAGGAGCAGUCCAUGCGGCAACUCGAUGCUCUCAUUUCUGCCGCAAACGCGAACAACACGGAAAACCAGCAUAACAAAACCCCACCACCUAAUACGGAGGAGCAAGAUAGUGAUGAUGCCGCCUGGUACCGAUCCUCGAAAACGGGCGCAGACGCAGAACAUGCAGCGGAGGACGAAGGGAUCAACAUGAAUGUUGACCAAACUACUGACAAGUUAUCCGGGAAAAAACCACCUGCAAAGGCUGAGGGCGAAAACGCGUUUAGCCCGACGUCGUCCCUCCAUGUCGUGCAGACCUGUGGUGCGACGGAAUUGAUUCCGACGCUAACGACGGAGGUGAUUUCCCGUGGCACCUCCGGUCCUGAGGAACAAAAGGCGAUCCGGGAGGCGACGCUGGCCAGGUUGGGGAUACAGCCGAAUCUAAUCGCGCAGAGCUCGCCUUUAGAAGACGAGGACGGGAAGCAAUCCUCGGUCUCCGCGACGGCCGGAUCAGCGUCCACGGCCUACCAAAACCAAACCACGCUGUUAAGCAACGGUAGAUGAAGUUGAUACUGCUUAUUGUGAUGUCAAAGUCUGUAAUUACAUUUCAAUUUUUUGAUGGUUAGAUUCAUUUGUACUGCAAAAAAAAAAGAAAAACGCUGUGCGUACUGUAGCAAGUCAAGUGCUUCAACAUUUUCUUUUUCAUCUAUCAAAAAAACCCCAAGGGAACGCGCUAGAGCUUGAGGAAGAUGCGAGACGCUCGUAGCGUCCAAAUAAUUUUCCACCGUGUGAUGAUCUAUCAAAAAAAACAUACUAUAUCAUCAAAACAGCCUCCGGUGGUACUGGUGGCGCCCACCAGCGGUACCUUCCUUCUGGCCGCGGUUCCGCCGGGAGUGAUUCGUAUUUCGAACAGUACACCCAGUUCACCUCUGGCGGCGAUUUGCUCGCGUACAGCAAUUAUCACGAGAGCAACCAGCUCGAUUCUGAGGGCAUUUCCCCGCCGUCGGCAGGGGGAAGUGGACUGGAAUUUCGCAACAGCUUCACGGGUGGAGGACUGAGUUCAACCGGCUCCACCGGGAAGAAGAUGAAGAAAAUCCCGCUUGGAUCUUCGUCUUUGAUACAACAACCUGAUGGCGCUGCCUCUGGAGUCGUGGUAAACACGAUGAACCGCGACCCGUCCUUUUCCGAUGGGAAAUACCUGGUCAACAACUGUCUCGCGCAGCUACCGGCCCCGCGGUCUCGACAAGGCAGUCGCGAGCACAGCAGUAGUAGCGUCGUGGGCACGGGGAAGGAGCUGCACCAGAGGCUGCAGCUGGCUUUGUUGCAGGAACGGGAAGAGGACGACUCCGGGACGGUCACGGGAGGCCUGUCCUACGAGCAACUGGCGGAGUUGCAAGGUUUGUCGCCGAACACUGUUGACCGCGCCGGAGUGGGGAAGAAGACUGGCAAUAUCAAUCACAUCACAACAACGAAUGGCGAGGCCAAAGGACGAGAACCGCCGGGCAGUUCUGGUGCCUACAGCAAUGACAACGGCAGGAUGGCGCCGUCUUGCACACCGCAGAACAACAAGACUGGCGGCUCUGGUAUCUCCGGCGCUUCAUCAUCGAGCUCGACCUUGGGAGAUUUGGAGGAAGGGGUACGGGAUAUGAAGAACAUCCGAGCCUCCGGGAUGUUGAACCGCGCGGUCUUGGAUGACAUCUCCCCAAUGCGAGGAGGCGGAGGUGGAUCUUCUUCCUCAAAACCAAACUCGAAAAAAACGAAGGCCUACACCCACCCGGAAGUGCAUAACUACAGCCUGCAGAGGCCACCGCUGCACGCAGACCCGACGCCGGAGCCGCACGCCUUGCCGCUGCUGAAAUCAACCAUCGUGCACGGCGGGAACAAGAGCGCGUCCAGCUCUCCGGGCAGCUCGCCGAAAAACCCGCAGGCGGAACAGGCGAAGGAGGACGGCGGGCCGAAGUUGGCGAGCACCAUGAAGUACAUGUACGGCGAGAUCAUCGAGGACAUGUUUCAAGGAUCCAGCAGCUCAGACGCGGAGGGAGGUACUGCAAGUAACAAGAACGACGCUGGCACAAAAUCAGAAUCUUCGGAACAUGUUGACUCAAAAUCUUCCAGCAAAGUGACGAUCAACGAAGCGGCGAAUACGCAGCACAACGGAUCAACGGCUGCGUCCUCGCGGGUCAGAGACACUGAGGUUGAGGCCUUGGCGCAGGAAGGGCGAAAUGCGGUCCGACUGCGUAGGGUUUUAGCCGGCGAGGAUGCGGCGGAAAUGCUUCGGCACGCGGAUUUGAUGACACUAAACUCUGUUGCGAGGGAUUGUUACAAAGCGGUGCGAACAUUGGAGUACGUCACGAAACGGCAGCAGGAAUUGAUGCGGGAAGGGUGAGGAGGACAGAGGUGUAAGAAAAUUGAAACUUCUUGAGGGGAGAUUGAGAAAAGUAAACCCUACUGACAUCUUUGAAAGACGCGCUUUUUUUCCAUCGAUCGCCCAAUGGCAAUGCCACCCAUCAUGUGUGGCCGAAAUAACAGACAU